This is a messenger RNA of Emys orbicularis (European pond turtle), 957 nucleotides long. RefSeq names its product uridine phosphorylase 2 (gene UPP2). Gene Ontology annotation, biological process: nucleotide catabolic process; uridine catabolic process. Gene Ontology annotation, molecular function: uridine phosphorylase activity. The record is from RefSeq and is a predicted model, not a curated record. The transcript is spliced from 7 exons. Lineage: Eukaryota; Metazoa; Chordata; Testudines; Emydidae. Gene Ontology annotation, cellular component: cytoplasm; cytosol.
AUGACUGAAAGGUAAGGUUAUGCUGGAAAUGGGCUUGUUCAUGUUAAAAACCCUCAUUUGGAUUCAAUGGACGAAGAUGUUCUUUAUCACUUAAAUUUAGGAACUAAAACACACAACCUACCAGUGAUGUUUGGUGAUGUAAAGUUUGUCUGCGUUGGUGGCAGCCCUAACAGAAUGAAAGCUUUUGCUCAGUUCAUGCACAAAGAACUUGGACUUGAAGGAGAUGGGAAAGACUUGAAAGAUAUUUGUGCUGGGACAGAUCGGUAUUCUAUGUACAAGGCUGGACCAGUGCUCUCCAUCAGUCACGGGAUGGGUGUUCCUUCCAUUUCUAUUAUGCUUCAUGAACUAAUCAAAUUACUACACCAUGCAAAAUGCCGUGAUGUUACUAUUAUACGCAUCGGUACUUCUGGGGGCUUAGGCAUUGACCCUGGAACUGUUGUAAUCACAGAUAUCGCAGUGGAUUCAUUUUUUAAGGCUCGGUUUGAGCAGGUGAUACUGGAUAAUAUAGUUGUACGAAGCACUGAACUUGAUAAGGACCUUGUUGAGGAGCUACUGAACUGCAGCAAAGAGAUUCAUUACUUUCCAACACUUAUUGGCCAUACUAUGUGCACCUAUGAUUUUUAUGAAGGUCAAGGACGAUUAGAUGGAGCAUUGUGUUCUUUUUCCAAUGAAAAGAAGUUGGAGUACUUAAAGAGAGCUUAUGAUGCUGGUGUAAGAAAUAUUGAAAUGGAGUCAACUGUAUUUGCUGCUAUAUGUGGACUUUGUGGUCUAAAAGCUGCUGUUGUCUGUGUGGCACUCCUUAACCGACUCGAAGGUGACCAGAUUAGGGCACCCCAUGAAGUUCUAGUAGAAUAUCAGCAACGGCCUCAGCAUCUGAUCUCAAUUUUUAUCAAAAAGCGUCUUGGGUUAUAUAACCAAAUGGAAUUACUAGACAAUGCAUUUUUCCUGAAUAACUAA